This is a messenger RNA of Lactuca sativa (garden lettuce), 1975 nucleotides long. It is a transcript of the gene RH20, whose product is annotated as DEA(D/H)-box RNA helicase family protein. Gene Ontology annotation, molecular function: nucleic acid binding; ATP binding; RNA helicase activity. The record is from RefSeq and is a predicted model, not a curated record. NCBI's taxonomy places the organism in Eukaryota, Viridiplantae, Streptophyta, Magnoliopsida, Asterales, Asteraceae.
UGGUAAUAUAAUAUCAAAAGCGUGAUUGCGUGAAUGUACCCUAGCCCGGCGUAGGGAUUGCAUUCAGCCUAUUCACCACCAGAAAUACACGAGCAGCCACAACAAUCGAGCAGACCAACAACAAAACCAGGCGGUGAGGUUGAGAGCGAAGAUUUUUUUACCGCGGCUAGCUACAAUUCCGCCAUUAUUUCACAAAAUUUUCACGUUAACUGAAGUUUCAAAACUUUCUGUUGGCCUUGAUACAACCAAUCUCCAUCAUCACCUCCUCGCAGCGUGCACAAACACAAAAUGAGUCGUUAUGACAGCCGUUCCGGCGAUCCCGCUUCAUAUCGCGACCGCAGAAGUGAUUCAGGGUUCAGCGGAGGUUCUGGUCUUGGCGGGUAUAAUUCUUCAUCUAGCAAAAGGGACCAUGAAAGUUCUGACACUCAGCGCAAGGUGGAUUUGGAAGGGUUGACUCCUUUCGAAAAGAACUUCUACGUGGAGUCUCCAGCUGUUGCUAAAAUGUCUGAAAGCGAGGUAGAAGAAUACAGGACACGAAGAGAAAUCACUGUUGAAGGUCGUGAUGUUCCUAAGCCUGUUAAAACAUUCAGCGAUGCAAGAUUUCCAGAUUAUGUUAUGCAAGAAAUCGUGAAAGCAGGCUUCACAGAGCCUACUGCAAUUCAAGCUCAAGGAUGGCCAAUGGCUUUAAAGGGUCGUGAUCUCAUUGGAAUUGCUGAAACAGGAUCUGGAAAGACUCUUGCUUAUCUAUUGCCUGCUAUUGUGCAUGUUAAUGCUCAACCAAUCUUAUCUCCAGGAGAUGGACCGAUUGUGUUAGUUUUAGCUCCAACUCGUGAACUUGCUGUUCAAAUACAACAAGAAGCAACUAAAUUUGGCGCAUCUUCAAAGAUUAAGAAUACCUGCAUUUAUGGUGGGGUUCCAAAGGGUCCUCAAGUUCGUGAUUUACAGAAAGGUGUUGAGAUUAUCAUUGCUACACCUGGAAGAUUGAUUGAUAUGUUGGAGUCUCAUCAUACAAACCUGAGGAGGGUGACUUACCUUGUGUUGGAUGAGGCAGAUAGGAUGCUUGACAUGGGUUUUGAACCUCAAAUGAAAAAAAUUGUUUCACAGAUUCGACCAGAUCGUCAAACCUUGUAUUGGAGUGCUACAUGGCCAAAGGAAGUUGAGCAACUUGCAAGACAGUUUCUUUACAACCCAUACAAAGUGGUGAUUGGUUCACAAGACUUAAAAGCUAACCAUUCGAUUCAACAACAUGUGGAUAUUGUUACCGAGAAUCAAAAGUAUAACAAAUUGGUGAAACUGCUGGAUGAUAUCAUGGAUGGGAGUAGAAUUCUAAUUUUUAUGGACACGAAAAAAGGGUGUGACCAAAUCACCCGCCAGCUCAGAAUGGAUGGGUGGCCCGCUUUAUCAAUUCAUGGAGAUAAAAGUCAAGCAGAAAGAGAUUGGGUUUUAUCCGAAUUCAAAGCUGGUAAAAGUCCAAUAAUGACAGCUACAGACGUUGCAGCUCGUGGCUUAGAUGUGAAGGACGUGAAAUAUGUGAUAAAUUAUGAUUUCCCGGGUUCUUUGGAAGAUUAUGUUCAUAGGAUUGGAAGAACAGGAAGAGCCGGGGCUAAAGGGACAGCAUACACUUUUUUUACAGCAGCAAAUGCUCGGUUUGCUAAGGAACUAAUUGCCAUACUUCAGGAGGCCGGUCAGAAAGUCAACCCUGAUUUAGCGGCAAUGGGGCGGGGUGCACCUCCUCCACCAUCAGGCCAUGGUGGUUUUCGUGACCGUGAUCGUGGGCGGGGUUAUGGCGGUGGUCGCUCGUCUUGGAACUGAGGAGCAAGAAAAAUCACACAAUGGUUAUUUGAACUCUAUUAGGAGUACAGUUGAACUUGGCGUGUGGAACUUUUUGAUUAUAUGCUUGUUUGUCUUUUUCAUUCCUGGUAUUUGUAGCUUAUUAGGCACUUAAUCCAUUUUAUGAAAAUUCUAAUUGUAAUUU